CUCAAGGGGACGUGGGUGUGUCCCAGGGACUCAUCUGGAGGACCAUGGGGUGCAGCUCUUCAGGCAUCCCUCAGGAGAAGCCCAAGCCUGCCGGUCCACGUGACCAUACUCAUGGUAUUGGAACUUGUGAACAGAUAGCCAUAGCUGAAAAGCUAUCUGAGCUGAACAAGUGCAUGAUCCAGAUUGGUGAUCGAUCUGAAGCGGAAUGUGAUGCACCGCAGCAGCAACAGGACUUCGAUUCCUGGAAACACCAGAUUGACGCAUCGGACGUGGAAGCGCUCACAGAAGGGCAGACACUGCCCAUGAGCCAGUGGGCAGAUGUGCAGAAGGCCAAGAAGAUGAAUAAAUCCUUGAGCACCUUGGAGACUUUGAGUCUAGAGACGUGCCGCGAAAUGAGUCACCUUGAGACCUUAGAGACGUGCCGCUUUAGAAACUUUAGAACGUGCCGCUGAGCUGUGGAGCUGUGGAGUUUUGAUCGUAUGUUCACUCAGUCGAGCUGGUCGAAGAUCCUUCAGCCUUAAAGAAGGCAGUGAAGAAAAGACGGAUGGCUUUGGAGGCGUUGAAAGACCUAAGUUCAACUUUGUGCAGAUCGUGCUUUCGAAGUUGCAUGUGACGCUAGGAAGUUGCGACGUAUCGCAAUCAACUCCCAGAAAAGGAAAGGAGGGACAGCCGGUCAAAAUCGAGUUGCAAAGAUGCUCCAACUGAGGAGCCAAAAGACCGACGCGAAAGGCUUUGAGGAGGUGCAUGGAAUCCGCUGUAGUGCAAUGCUUCGCCUUUGUAUAGAGCGAAGUGAGUGAAUAGGAAGGGUGGAAUUCUCAUUUAGCAGAGUGUACAACUGUAAAUGUGAAGAUUAACCACAUGAUGUAUAAAUGUAAUUCAAUGUAAAUUGGUGUUGCUAGGUGUUGCUUGGUCCAAUUGCGGGUGAACUCCUUGAUCAUGGAGUCACCUGUGCAGCUCCCGAUGAGGGUUUGCAACCUUGCAACCUUUUCCAUGGGGCCGUUCUAAAUGGCCCCAUUGACUAGAGUCAAGCGACUUUUUGCUUGACUGGGCAUGUACAUUGGCAGGUAUGCUUCCAAAACUACUCAUUGUUGAGCCUGGUUUAACCACAGACAACCUUCUAGCAAUCUUGUUGAUGACCUGCAGCAGACCAAAGAACUCACGUCCAAGAAAAA
Durusdinium trenchii is the source of this 1172-nucleotide messenger RNA. The record is from the annotation of a GenBank genome assembly. NCBI's taxonomy places the organism in Eukaryota, Dinophyceae, Suessiales, Symbiodiniaceae.